Molecule: messenger RNA, 1023 nt
Organism: Sorex araneus (European shrew)
Lineage: Eukaryota; Metazoa; Chordata; Mammalia; Eulipotyphla; Soricidae
Product: regulator of G protein signaling 8
Source: RefSeq, a predicted model, not a curated record
GCAGGGGUGGGGGGCGGAGGGAGGGGAAUGUGCAUGGAGACAUGUGUGUGCGUGCGCGCGUGUGUGUGUGCGUGCGUGCGUGUGCUCAUGCACACCUGCCUUCUCCACUGCCCCAGCCCAGGGUGUGCUUGCUGACGAGACUCGUUCCGGGGGGCUCCCUCCCGCCCCAGCCAGCCAGGAGGACGGACCCUACACGGGGAGGACCCCGUAUACCACCAGCAUCUCUCCCGCACCGUGAGCAGUGGGACCCGCCCAGCCCCGACUCACACCGUGUCCGCGGACCCCCUGCGCCUGCCUGAGUCUGGAGCGCCGGCCCAGGGCAGCGGUCAGCAGGGACCUGCAUGGCCGCCCUACUGAUGCCCCGCAGGAACAAAGGCAUGAGAACGCGACUAGGCUGCCUGUCCCACAAGUCGGACUCUUGUAGUGACUUCACGGCCAUCCUGCCCGACAAGCCCAACCGGGCUCUCAAGAGGUUAUCCACAGAGGAAGCCACCAGAUGGGCAGACUCCUUUGACGUCCUUCUCGCCCAUAAGUAUGGGGUGGCCGCCUUCCGCGCCUUCCUGAAGACAGAGUUCAGCGAGGAGAACCUGGAGUUCUGGCUGGCCUGCGAGGACUUCAAGAAGACGCGCUCCGCGGGCAAGCUGGCCGCCAAGGCCCUGCGCAUCUUCGAGGAGUUCGUGGACGUGCAGGCACCCCGCGAGGUCAACAUCGACUUCCAAACCCGAGAAACCACCAGGAAAAACAUCCAGGAGCCGUCCCCGAGCUGCUUCGACCAGGCGCAGGGCAAAGUGCACAGCCUGAUGGAGAAGGACUCGUACCCCCGGUUCCUGCGGUCCAAGAUGUACCUAGACCUGCUUUCGCAAAGCCAGCGGCGGCUCAGCUAGGCCUCGGACAGCGGCUGGGACUGGAGUCUAGAAACAUCCUGGCGAGGGGGCGGGGGUCCCCGAGGCAGUGAGGCGGGCUGGAGGCCGGGGGUCUCCGGAGGGCUGCCCCCCACCCCCAGCCCCACCCGGCCAUGGGCCC